CAAAUGGCGCCUAUGUUCUUGGUGUUACUCCUGGGAAUCUCUGCGACAUUGGCGCUAGAACAGCGCCAAAAUCUCACAUUUCCUCUUGCGAUCUCGACCUGGUCGUUCGUCGAGGCUGUGCGAUCCGCCCGGCGAGCGCUGGAGUCCGGCCGCUCGGCUGUGGAUGCCGUGGUGGAAGGCUGCUCCACCUGCGAGAGAUUGCAGUGUGAUGGAUCUGUUGGCUAUGGCGGUAGCCCGGAUGAGAGCGGUGAGACGACGCUGGACGCGAUGGUCAUGGACGGGGUAUGGUACGUCCCAUCUCGAUCCAUUCCUGGGAUUCUUUGGUUUUCACGAGAGAUCUUGCAGACUACCAUGAAUGCUGGCGCUGUGGGAUCGCUUCGUUUCGUCAAGGACGCCGCCAUGGCUGCCAAGCUCGUCCUCCUCCACACCGAGCACACGCUCCUCGUUGGCGACCAGGCAUCGAAGUUUGCGAUCUCGAUGGGACUCCAGGGACCAGUGAAUCUCAGCACCGAUGAAUCGCUUGGCAAGACGCGAUCGUGGGUGGGGAAUUCAUGCCAGCCCAACUUCUGGAAGGAUGUGGUUCCGGAUAGCAAGCUUUCGUGCGGACCUUAUCACACUUCUCCGCCAUCGCCACCUUUGGAGGCCAAGCUUGGGUGUGGUGGCGAUUCCACGAGUUUGUCACGAGGAAUAAGCUCUCACAACCAUGACACGAUCUCCAUGGCAGCGAUCGACAAGGAAGGAAACAUAGCAGUCGGGACUUCCACGAAUGGAGCUACUCAUAAAAUCCCUGGAAGAGUUGGAGAUGGACCGAUCGCUGGAGCUGGAGCUUACGCUGAUUCGGAAGUUGGAGCUUGCGGAGCCACUGGAGAUGGAGACGUGAUGAUGCGCUUCCUCCCAUGUUACCAGGUUGUAGAGAGCAUGCGCCGGGGCAUGACUCCUCAGCAAGCGGCAGACGACGCCAUCGCUAGAAUCCGGCGAAAGUACCCCGACUUUGUUGGAGCGCUCUUCGCGAUUAACAGGCAGCUCGAGCACGCUGGUGCCUGCCAUGGAUGGACGUUCCGCUACUCCGUGUGGAGCAAAGGAAUGGACGUUGUGGAGGUGAUAACAGUGCUACCGAGCGAUUGAUCAAGUUCAUUCCUGUGUUUGGGUGCUGUAAAUCACAAACUUUAAUCCAUUGAAACCACAAGCUUGCAAAAA
Selaginella moellendorffii is the source of this 1197-nucleotide messenger RNA. Its product is annotated as probable isoaspartyl peptidase/L-asparaginase 3. The coding region runs from base 4 to 1125 and encodes 373 amino acids. Lineage: Eukaryota; Viridiplantae; Streptophyta; Lycopodiopsida; Selaginellales; Selaginellaceae. The record is from RefSeq and is a predicted model, not a curated record. Gene Ontology annotation, biological process: protein deglycosylation. Gene Ontology annotation, molecular function: N4-(beta-N-acetylglucosaminyl)-L-asparaginase activity. The transcript has 6 exons.